GCUGAGGGAGCCGCCAUGGCCGCCGAGCUGUGCGGCGGGCUCCUGCUCUGCAGCGGGCUCCUGCUGUGCGUUUCUGGAAUGAUCCCAGAGCCCCGAAAUGCAAGAAUCACUUCAGUCAAUCUUCACAGCACCCUGCAGUGGGAUCCACCAAGGUUCCCCGGAGGGAACAUCACCUACACUGUCCAGUACAAGAGGUGGGGCUGGGGCUGGGCUGCCUUGAAUUCACAUCUCACAGCUCUGUUACUUGGGGCUUGUGUGCCAGGAGCUGUCCCUUUGUUUCAGCUUUUUCAGGUAGCUCAGGUGGACACCCAGCACAGCUCUGAGAUCCUGUCCCAGCUGGAGCCAUGGACAGUUUAUUGUGUCCAAGUGCAGGCUGUGAUUCCUGAGCUGAACAAGACAGGGCAGCUGAGCAGGGAGCUCUGUGAGCAGACAACCCACAAUGGUAACAUGGGCAACUGGGAAUCCUGCAACCACACACUGGGAUGGAUGGAACAGCUGGAGAGACCUAAUCCUCCCUUCCUCUUUCUUUCCCAGUUUCUGAGCAAACCUCCCAGUGCUUCCCAGCCUUUCCCUGCACUUCCUCAAGAAGAGCUCCUGGUUUAUGACAGGCUGACAGUGAUUUCCCAGGAAUCCCAAAGCCUCGGGGAAGGGAGUGGGGAAGAGCCCAGCGGGGCCCCAGAGCACCCUGAGGACUCUGCACAAGGAGAGCCCAACUCAGGAGUGGGAGCAGCCUCGGGAAAAGCCUGAACAUCCUCCUCGUCCUUCCUUGGGAAAGGAAGCCAGUGCACUUCUGGGUUUAUCCAUUUCUGCCUUCUCCAGCAGGAAAAACCCACAGACAAACACGUGCCCACACACUUUGGACAGAAUCAUUUUCUUUUUUUUAAGUACAAGAAACUUGGCUGUAAAUGAGGAAUGAAAUGAUCCAUAGCUUUGGCCAGUGUUGGUUGGGGCUCCCUGAGGAGUUGUAGCAACUCUGGCACUGAUUUUGACCUUAAAAAGCAAAUGUCCUAUUUUUAUAUAACACUAAUUAAUUUAACUUUGAUGAACUAUUUAUUGCAAAAACGAAUCAAAACGUUUAUAAAAGAAAACGGUAUUUUGUAAGGAAAGACCUGAUUUAUUUUUUUCUAAUGAGAAAUAAUGUGUUUUUAAGGAUGUCCCCACUGGCAUCAUAUUUCUAUGGAAUUUAUUCUUCCCUGAUUGAAAGUUGUGAAGUUUUUAGGGUGGGAUGAAAUGAUGUCUGUGGGAAACUUGGCAGCUGAAAUGGGAGUUAAAUCGGGUUCUUUUUAAUUAUCUACUGAUGUGUGUUCUGAAUUUUAAAAACCCAGGGAGCUGUGACUCCCUGCUCCAGAUCCAGCCUCACCUGCACAGGUGGGGAAAGGCUGCACUGGGGCAGGAGUGGGACUUUGCACGGGGCAUUAACUGUGUUUGUGUGUUACUGCACCCAAGUGAGAGUGAGAAAUUAAAUUUUGUCACCAAAAG
Messenger RNA from Sturnus vulgaris (Common starling), 1479 nucleotides. The record is from RefSeq and is a predicted model, not a curated record. NCBI's taxonomy places the organism in Eukaryota, Metazoa, Chordata, Aves, Passeriformes, Sturnidae.